AUGUCUUUCUCCCGUUCUGGGCGCCUUGCGCGUCUCUCCCUGAGGAGUGUUUGUUCUCCCAUUGUCACCGCCUCCUCUCGUGCGUUCGUUGCCAGGUCAGCUCCUCUCGUGCGGGGACUAUCUACUGUAAGUCGAGAUGCGCAACAGAAGCUUCUGUCAUCAUCCCUUGAGGAAUCUGACCCUACGAUCUUUAAUAUCUUGGAGAAGGAAAAAAGCCGCCAAAAGCACUUUAUCAACUUGAUUCCCUCAGAGAACUUCACCUCGCAAGCGGUCCUCGAUGCUCUCGGCAGUGUGAUGCAAAAUAAAUACUCCGAGGGAUACCCAGGAGCCCGUUACUAUGGUGGCAACGAGCACAUUGAUGCCUCAGAGCGCUUAUGCCAACAGCGCGCCCUAGAGACUUUCCGUUUGAACCCCGAGGAGUGGGGUGUUAAUGUACAGACUCUGUCUGGCUCACCCGCUAAUCUCUGCGCCUACUCCGCUGUCCUCAACACUCAUGACCGCCUCAUGGGCCUUGAUCUACCCCACGGCGGCCACUUGUCGCACGGAUACCAGUCCCCGACCAAGAAGAUCUCCGCAAUCUCGAAGUACUUCGAAACUCUGCCCUACCGUCUGGAUGAGUCGACCGGCCUGAUCGACUAUGAUGGACUGGAGAAGAUGGCUAACACAUACCGCCCCAAGUUGAUCGUGGCUGGAGCCUCUGCCUAUAGUCGCCUGAUUGACUAUCCGCGCAUGCGUGCCAUUGCUGACUCUAUUGGCGCCUAUCUGUUGACCGAUAUGGCUCACAUUUCAGGUUUGGUCGCUGCCGAUGUCAUGCCCUCCCCCUUCCCUUAUUCCGAUAUUGUGACUACUACCACCCACAAGUCUCUGCGUGGCCCUCGUGGAGCCAUGAUCUUCUACCGCAAAGGCUUGCGUCGCACCGAUAAGAAGGGCAACAAGGAGAUGUACGACUUGGAGAACCCAAUCAAUGCCUCUGUCUUCCCCGGCCACCAGGGUGGCCCGCACAACCACACUAUCACCGCGCUAGCCGUGGCACUCAAACAAGCGCAGUCUCCAGAGUUCCACGAGUACCAAAAGACAGUACUAGCCAACUGCCAAGCGCUCUCCGAGCGUCUAGGCGAGUCCACCAGUAACGGCGGCCUCGGCUACAACAUCGUUUCUGGCGGCACAGACAAUCACCUGGUGCUGGUAGAUCUUAAGAACCGCGGCGUGGACGGCGCCCGCGUCGAGCGUGUACUAGAACUGUGCGGUGUAGCCAGCAACAAGAACACCGUGCCAGGUGACAAGUCUGCCCUAAAGCCCGGCGGUCUGCGCCUUGGCACACCCGCCAUGACAUCGCGUGGCUUCCAACCCGAAGAUUUCCGUCGCGUGGCCGAGAUUGUCGACCGCGUGGUGAUACUGACGCAAAGGCUAGACAAGGCUGCACGUGAACAAGCCCAGACUCGCGGUGCCAAGAAUCCUGGUACUUUAAAGGCAUUCUUCGAGUACUUGGGUGAGGGUGAAGAGAUCUCUGAGAUUGUAACGUUGCGGCAAGAGGUUGAGGACUGGGUUGGCACGUUUAGCUUGCCCUGGGCUAAGGACCAGUAG
Penicillium taxi is the source of this 1584-nucleotide messenger RNA. RefSeq names its product serine hydroxymethyltransferase. The transcript is spliced from 5 exons. NCBI's taxonomy places the organism in Eukaryota, Fungi, Ascomycota, Eurotiomycetes, Eurotiales, Aspergillaceae. The record is from RefSeq and is a predicted model, not a curated record. Gene Ontology annotation, biological process: tetrahydrofolate interconversion; folic acid metabolic process; L-serine catabolic process. Gene Ontology annotation, cellular component: cytoplasm. Bases 1 to 1584 code for a protein of 527 amino acids. Gene Ontology annotation, molecular function: serine binding; glycine hydroxymethyltransferase activity; cobalt ion binding.